Molecule: messenger RNA, 333 nt
Organism: Parnassius apollo (apollo)
Lineage: Eukaryota; Metazoa; Arthropoda; Insecta; Lepidoptera; Papilionidae
Source: the annotation of a GenBank genome assembly
AUGGAUUUGAUACGAGAUCAAGAUAAAAUAUUGCAGAUUCUGAAGGAGUCGGACAAUGACGAUGAUGAUUCAUCGUUGGUGCCUUCAGACUCCGAACUUGAUGACAACUUAGAGGAGGACUUGGUCGAAAAUACCGACGAAAGUGAAGAAAAAUCAAGUUUUUCUGUAGAAGAUCUGAAUGUUUCCCGGAUAAACCGUAACAGAAACAGGAUCCCAGAUUCAGAUGAUGAUUCUUUGGAGUACUUGCAGCCUUGUCCACUAAUAGUUUCUCAGGAGAACCCGGUAAUACAACCAGAGAGACCAUUAAUUUAUGAAAAAAAGAAACAAAUAUAA